AUGGGCGUAAUAGGCAUUGAUCUUAUAAAGGAUGGAUGGUUCAUGGAAAAGGGUGCACUAUGGCCUGGGCAAGCUAUGAGUCUUGAAGUUGCGGAAAUCUUGCACCAUGGGAGGACUAAAUUCCAGGACCUUCUCGUCUUUAGAUCAAAGGCCUAUGGCAAUGUGCUCGUCCUCGAUGGCGUGAUACAGUGUACAGAGCGAGACGAAUAUGCCUACCAAGAGAUGAUUGCCCACCUUCCGCUUUUCUGCCAUCCUAACCCAGAAAGGGUUCUUGUCAUCGGUGGUGGGGAUGGGGGCGUCCUCCGCGAAGUUCUGAAGCAUUCAUCCGUGAAGAAAGCUGUUCUGUGUGAAAUUGAUGAGGGGGUUAUCGAGGCAUCAAAAAAAUAUUUCCCGGCCAUGUCUUGCUCAUUUCAGGACGAACGAGUUGAGUUGAAGAUUAUGGAUGGAGCUGUGUACAUGAAAGACCACCAAGAUGAGUAUGAUAUCAUUAUCACCGAUUCCUCAGAUCCUAUAGGGCCUGCCGAAGUUCUUUUUGAGAAGCCGUUCUAUGAAAGCAUGUACAGAAGCCUGCGAGACGGCGGAAUCGUGGCGACGCAAGGCGAAUGCAUGUGGCUCCAUUUGAAUUUAAUCACACCCCUCAUGGCGUCUUGUAGGGAAAUAUAUUCGACCGUAGAAUAUGCUUUUACGAGUAUACCCACGUACCCAUCAGGGCAAAUAGGGGUUUUGAUGUGUGCGAAGCAGGGAUGCAACCUGAAAGAGCCAUGCAGAAGUCCUAGCGACGAGAUGCAGGAGAGUUUUCAAUACUACAACAGUGAGAUCCAUACUUCAUCUUUCGUGCUGCCGGAAUUUGCGAAACGCGCACUUCGUGUUUGA
This is a messenger RNA of Chondrus crispus (carragheen), 873 nucleotides long. Its product is annotated as putrescine aminopropyltransferase (spermidine synthase). The transcript has a single exon. The record is from RefSeq and is a predicted model, not a curated record. Gene Ontology annotation, cellular component: cytosol. Gene Ontology annotation, biological process: spermidine biosynthetic process. The coding region runs from base 1 to 873 and encodes 290 amino acids. Gene Ontology annotation, molecular function: spermidine synthase activity. NCBI's taxonomy places the organism in Eukaryota, Rhodophyta, Florideophyceae, Gigartinales, Gigartinaceae.